CCCCCCAAAUUUAGCAUGGCAGUGGGAUCUAAAGAGAGUCUACCCCAGGGGGGUACCAAAACUUUUGGAGAAUCCCCCUCCGCGCACUUACGCCUGAACUCCCGUCUGGAGUCUGGGAGUAGGUGCGCGGGCGGCCCCACGUAUUCUGGGGGGGGCCCAAUCCCGCUCUUUGCUGCUGGUCGGGGCAAACAUAGCAAGCGCCGUUCGACAUCCCCUGCUACCCUAUCUGUGGAUCUCUGUAAUGUCAGGGGGCUCCGUUCCAACCUCGAAGCCGUUCACCACCACCUUGAGACGGCCAAGCCGGCCUUGCUCUUCUUGACUGAGACGCAGAUAUCUUCUCCGGCGGACACAUCUUUUCUUCAUUACCCCGGGUAUAAGCUCGAGUAUUGCUUUUUGCCACGAGCUGGGGUCUGUGUGUACAUCCGGGGGGAUAUCUGCUCUCGUCGCCUCGCCCACCUUGAAGGCCGGGACCUAUCCGUUCUGUGGCUGCGCGUAGAUAGCGAUGACCAUCCGCGUGUCUACGCGUGCCUAUAUAGGUCCCAUGGCGGAAAUACCGAUACUGACCAACUCAUGGAGCUAGUCCAAAUGGGCACAGAGUCCGUGUUGGAACAGAUCCCUUCUGCUGAGGUCGUGGUACUUGGCGAUUUUAAUGCUCACCAUGCCGAAUGGCUCGGCUCACGUACCACUGACCACGCGGGGAGAUCUGUUCACGACUUUGCCUUAGCAAAUGAUCUGACACAGCUGGUAACCUCGCCCACGCGAAUCCCAGAUGUGGAGGACCAUUUACCUUCCCUGUUGGACCUUCUGCUGACCUCUCAUCCGGACGGCUAUCUCGUGUCCGUAGAUGCCCCCUUGGGCUCGUCGGACCACUGCCUUGUCCGGACAAUAGUGCCAAUCUCAAGACGCCUACGUUCACAACCAACUGGUUGCCGUCAAGUUUGGCACUACAGGUCAGCAGACUGGGACGGGAUGCGGACCUUCUUUGCAUCCUACCCAUGGGGGCAGGUUUGCUUCAAUCUGGACGGUCCCGACGCCGUUGCCGACUCUAUUGCCGAUGUGGUGCUUCAGGGGAUGGAACUUUUUGUGCCAUCAUCUGUAGUGCCCAUCGGUGGUAAAACCCGGCCUUGGUUCGGUCAUUCUUGUAAGUCAGCUUUACGCUACAAGCGGGAAUGUUACCGUGCCUGGGCUGUAGCAUCGGCAGCGGGGGAUGAAACCACCAGAGAACUUAGAAAGAAGUAUAACCUCGCCUCCAGGUCCUUCAAAAGAGUAAUUGCAAGGGCAAAGUCCGAACACGUGGCCAGCAUUGGUGAGAAGCUAGUGCGCCUUCCAUCUGGAACGCGUGCGUUCUGGUCUCUCGCCAAGGCUGUCCAAGGAAACUUCUGUCGCCCAUCACUACCAUCUUUGCGCAGGGAGGACGACUCGUUGGCCCACACUGCUAAAGAGAAGGCCGAUCUACUGGCAUCACUCUUUGCAGCUAACUCGACACUGGAUGACAGAGGUAAAUCGCCGCCCAAAAUCCCUGGCGGUGGGACCUCCAUGUCGAACAUCCAGUUCAUCCAGAGGUCAGUGCGCAAAGCGCUGCGUUCUCUGGAUGUCAACAAGUCGAGUGGGCCCGACGGUAUCCCUCCCAUUGUGCUAAAGACAUGUGCUCCUGAGUUGGCACCGGUCUUAACGCGUCUCUUCCGUAAAUUUUUCAACUUCCAUCAAAGUACUUUACCUCCACAUCCGCCUCCGUUGAAAAGCCUUCAUUACAACCGACGAAACGACACAACAGUUGAAAUCAUCGUCACCGAAACGACAGUUGAAAUCAUAGUUAAACAGUUAGAAAUGCUAAAGUUAGAGAGUUUAAACACAGUUGUUAUUGAACUUUUAGGUCCUUUCUUAGUCCAUUACCAGCUGCGAGGAUUCUAG
Messenger RNA from Papilio polytes (common Mormon), 1911 nucleotides. RefSeq lists its product as uncharacterized. Lineage: Eukaryota; Metazoa; Arthropoda; Insecta; Lepidoptera; Papilionidae. The transcript has 2 exons. The record is from RefSeq and is a predicted model, not a curated record. Gene Ontology annotation, molecular function: catalytic activity. The coding region runs from base 16 to 1911 and encodes 631 amino acids.